Hylaeus volcanicus is the source of this 1052-nucleotide messenger RNA. RefSeq lists its product as uncharacterized. NCBI's taxonomy places the organism in Eukaryota, Metazoa, Arthropoda, Insecta, Hymenoptera, Colletidae. Bases 422 to 934 code for a protein of 170 amino acids. The transcript is spliced from 4 exons. The record is from RefSeq and is a predicted model, not a curated record.
UAAAUAGAAGCUAAUUAUCAUUUCAUUUAAAUUAUAGUUUUUUUGGUUUUACAAUAUAAUUUUAAUUAAUAAAAAAACACGAGUUUCGGUCGCAAUGCAGCAAAAAGUUUGUACGUUCUACAUACAAUCCUUUAAAUAUCUAAAAAUUUUUUAUUGAUUCGGUAUCAAGUGCGAAAGCAUUAAUUUUAAUUCUUUUAUUGGAGACACGUACUCUUAUGGUAACGUCGGCAUACUAUCUGUUAACUGUACCGUGAAGCCGUCUGGUACUUCUGUAUCUGCAGAUUAUUGUGUGAUUUUCACCCUCUGCAAAACUUUUCUCUCAAUCUAAAGCAGGCAAAAAUCAGAAAGAUGACCGUAUUUUUUCGUGUACGAAAAAAUUGAACAAGUUAAAAUACUUUUGCGUGUUUAAGAAAAUAAAAUUAUGGUGUUACAACUUGUUCCUUUUAUUCCAUUUUUAAAUUUCUUUGUAGAAAUCGUUGUUCCAUUAAGAAGAACAAUACCUCUUUUAAUUCAAUUUGAUUCUUCAUAUAAAGAAACGGAUUCCACCGAAAUUAGAAUCAAUGAAAUCCAGUGGACAAUGUAUUGGAUUGUAUUCACAAUAUAUCGGUGGCUUUUAAACAAAGACUAUGUGUCAAAUAUAUUAGAAAAGUUACCUUUUCACCGCGAGUUGAAAUUCGCUUUCAUUUUUUGGCUUGUCAGUCAGGAAUUUCAGGGUGCUGCUUGGAUAUGGUUUAACAUUGUCGAAAUUCGUUUUGAGAAACUGUAUCAUCUACUUACAUAUCAUUUUCCUUUGAAUAAACAACUUGUUAAUUAUUUUAUCAACAUGACCAAUGCAGAACGAAGUAACAAAAAAGUCACCUUAAGCCGACAAGAAAAAUAUACAAAGGCUACAACAAUUUUAAAUUCUCUUACUGAGGCCACAAAGAUUUUUUAAUAUUUUUUUUUGGUUGGAUUUUAGGCGUGAAUGAAUAAAAUUAAAAAAAUUAUAUUAAGAAAUUUUUAACUUAAAAUUAAUUAUAUGUUAAAUUCACAAAAGAAUAUGUUUAAUAACA